AUGUUAAAAAUCGCAGAACACGAUAGAGAGAAAAUAAUCGCAAAUACACCUCAAGAUUACGCUAAUCUCUACACAAAAUGUUGGUCUUCUGAUCCAGAUCAGCGCCCAACACUAACUCAAAUUUUAGCAGUAUUCGAAAAAUUAUUAGCAGAAACUUCUACCAUGAUUAAUCAAAUCACCAUUAUUAAUCAAAUUAUUGAAGCCGAUGAUAUUGAAAAUAAUGAAAAUAAUGAAGAAGAAUAUCAUGUCAAUGAAGCCCAGCAAAGUCUUCUAGAUACAAAUUUAAAAGAGGUUAAAGAAAUCCUACAUGGAUACACUUUUUGUGGUAAUGAAAGUGAAGAAGAAGAAACUUUAACAUUAAAUCAGGGUAUUUUUAGAACCCAACCUGUCAGCCAACCUAACUUUAUCGGACCUACUAACCUCACCAACCUUUCUAAUCGUGCCAUGAAUUCUAAUCGUACCGAGAAUUCUAACCAGGACGGUUUUACAUCUUUAUUUAUCGGAUCUUCAUUUCAACACUAA
Dentiscutata heterogama is the source of this 522-nucleotide messenger RNA. The record is from the annotation of a GenBank genome assembly. NCBI's taxonomy places the organism in Eukaryota, Fungi, Glomeromycota, Glomeromycetes, Diversisporales, Gigasporaceae.